UGAUGGAGUGGUUUUUUCCUGUUAUCUAUGCGUUUAGACGUGUUGUUAUCACUUGUCAACCGAUGCCGAGUUCUGUCGUUUCGUUUUUUCCAGUGUGUAAAAAGUAAAAAUAUUCUGUACAAUGUCCACGACUCGUAAAUUUGUGUGUUCCUGGUCUGAUUGUGGAAGCUUGUUCACUCGUAAAGACGCUUUAAGUCGUCAUAUCAAAACUGUUCAUAAAAAUCAACGAGAUUACGUGUGUGACCGACCCAAAUGUGGACACACAUAUACCACUUCCUAUCACCUGAAACGGCAUAUCCUUUGUGCACAUCAGAAGGAACGUAGUUUCAUUUGCGAUCAGUGUCAUAAAGCUUUUGCUGUAUCUCAAGCCUUACGUAGACACGAACGAGAAGUUCAUGGAACAAAGAUAAUAACUUCGGAUAAUACUACACGUAUAGAAAAACUUUCGUAUGAAUGUGCGGAAUGCGGAUUUAAUUUUGUCCGAAAAGCAAAUUUGGUGAAACAUUUAGCUGAUAUACACGGGAACAAUGAACGUUUUGAAUGUCACACUUGCGGAUGUAAAUAUUCUAAAAAGCAAACUCUCAUCAAACAUAUUAUUGAAACACAUCAAGACCCAGUUCGAUGCACGUCCAAGAAGAAGAGCUGGUUAUACUGUAUUAUUUGCAAUAAGUUGUUUCAACACCGCCCUCAAAUAGAAAAACAUUAUCAAGAAUUUCAUCGAAUCAAUUUCGAAACUGAGAAGCAUACAUUUUCGUGUAAGGAAGAUUUCCUAAGUUGGAAACAAAAUGUUGAAAACUGCACAACAACUAGAUUCCAUUUAAUGAGAAAAUCCAAGUGGAAAUUGGUAUACGUAUGUCACAGAUCGGGCCGCAAGAUAAUUAAGUCGUCUAAUCGAAAAAGAGCGUAUAUCGUACGAGGCUCGAAGAAAUUGGAUGGUGUAUGCCCGGCGUCUAUUACGCUACAUCUGAACAGAAAAUAUUCUUCCUGCGUUGCAACUUUCUUGAAAACUCACGUGGGUCAUCAGUCAAAUGAUGAGACCGAAUUGAAGUAUUGUUUUCUUCGUCCGGAAGAACGCGAGAAAUUGGCUGGAAUGCUCGUAUCUGGCAUUCCGAAGCGUGAAAUUCUAAACGAUCAAUUGAGAGACAGCACAAAUCUCCCGCAUGAUUUCAACCCUACAAAUGUUGCGAAAACACGUUUACUUACUAAUAAAGAUUUAUGCAACGUGGAAACCACUUUUAAUGUAAAAACGAACCGAACGAACGAGAAUUCUAUAAGACUGUAUAACAAAGACUCUGAAAAUGUGGAAGAAUUUGUGAAAGAAGACCAUUGCGUGGAAAUGUAUACAGUUCGUAUAAAACCUCAGACUUGUCCAGCAGAAGAAGACCCUGAUAUCGGCGCUUGUUACCUUAUAUGCGACGAGGACGGUGAUAAUGCUCACAGAUAUUCGUGCUCGUGUAGCGAAAAUGCCACUAAAAGUCACAUGUGUGAGCACAUACACACUGUGCUUAGUAAUGUUCAAGUACAGGAACCUGCGCUCUGUGAACCAUUGUCAAUUUUAAAUGAAAUUGAACCACCGCCGCGUUCAACUGAAGACGUACAGGAUUAUAAUUCUCUCGUAGAAUCGGCGGCAUGCGAAGAAGUUGAACGCUUAAGAAGUAAAAUUCAGAUGUGGUGUCAACGAACUCUGGAAAUGUCAAAAUCAUACAAUCUUCAAGAACUAAGGAUUAUAGAUCGCUACACACGAAACCUCGAUGCAGCUCUUCGUCGCCUCCGUCAGAAGAAGUACCACCUUGCCACACCUAACUCGUGUUACGUUUCUAAUAAAUAAUUAACAAAAAGGA
Molecule: messenger RNA, 1841 nt
Organism: Planococcus citri (citrus mealybug)
Lineage: Eukaryota; Metazoa; Arthropoda; Insecta; Hemiptera; Pseudococcidae
Product: gastrula zinc finger protein XlCGF58.1-like
Exons: 8
Coding region: 122-1828 (568 amino acids)
Molecular function (GO): zinc ion binding
Source: RefSeq, a predicted model, not a curated record